GCUGGACUCGGGUGUCAAUUACAAGAAUAGCCGGACCGGGCCCGUUCCGACCGAGCGAAAACCCUAGACGAUAUUCUUUAAAACUUCCCCCUAACCCUUUUCCUCACUUUUCCCUGCCAGUCUCUCCUUCCCGCCUCUGUGUUCGAUUUCCCUAGCAGAUCCGCGAAAAUGGGUUUCAAGAGGUAUGUGGAGAUUGGGAGGGUGGCGCUCAUCAAUUACGGGAAGGAUUACGGAAAGCUCGUGGUGAUCGUCGAUGUCGUUGAUCAGAACAGGGCUCUUGUUGAUGCUCCAGAUAUGGUGAGGAGCCAGCUGAACUUCAAGAGGCUUACACUCACCGACAUCAAGAUUGACAUCAAUAGGGUUCCCAGGAAGAAGACAUUGAUUGAAGCGAUGGAGAAAGCAGAUGUUAAGGGCAAAUGGGAGAGCAGUUCCUGGGGAAGGAAGCUCAUUGUUCAGAAGAAGAGAGCCUCACUCAAUGAUUUUGACAGGUUCAAGGUCAUGUUGGCUAAGAUCAAGAGGGGAUCACUAGUCAGGCAGGAACUUGCAAAACUCAAAAAGGAGUCUGCUUAGAAAAUUUCACCUUUCUUUUUAAGUUAGUAGUUACAUGCCCUUUACUUUGUGGCUUUUUUCAGCACUUGGCAGUUUUGGCUGUGUCUUCACCCCAAUGUAAGCAUGAUUUGUACUUUAGAUUGAGAUAGCGCUUUUGGUAAUUCAAAGAUCAUGUGGAAUGCAAGUAAUCGCUCAACUUGUUAUAUUUCCUAUACUUGACCAACGGGUA
Messenger RNA from Linum tenue, 778 nucleotides. NCBI's taxonomy places the organism in Eukaryota, Viridiplantae, Streptophyta, Magnoliopsida, Malpighiales, Linaceae. The record is from the annotation of a GenBank genome assembly.